UUAGUAUGGAUAACUAAGGAGAGUAAAUAGGCGGCAAAAGGGACAAAUAUGUGGAGAAUUUAGCAAUAUUGCGCAGGAAGCGAGGCACUUGGCACGAGGCAACAACAAACGGUGGAUCCAACGGUCUUCCCUUCGUCGUGAUUCGUGAGAAAGGAAUGAUCACUUGCAGGCUUUCAUCCGCCCAAUAAGCGACUUCAUAGUAACUUUUACCAUGUUCCAAACACCGCCCGAGCGCCAGCCACACCGGGGCAACUAAGACGAGACCCGCCUAGUGCAAUAUGAACAUAGAAAAACGCUGCGAAAAGUGUGUUUUUGGCGUCCCGAGUGAUAACUGAAUUUAAGGCUGCUCGCCAUAUUGAUUACGCGGCGGGGGACGACUAAUAAUUUUCUUUAUCUGGGAUCAUCGGCGCUGAUAGUGUUCCCGGGUGAGUAUGGCGGGUCGGGGCUGGCGGCGGGGGUGUGCGAGGCCGCAAUGGUGGUGGCAGGGAGGGACAGACGGCAGAAGAUGGCAAGAUUUUAGUAUUGAAGUAGGACCCACAAAAGAUCCACGCUAUUACACCAUGGCAGACAUGGCAACAUUACCCAAUCAUACCUCCCCUAUGAAAACAAUGAUAAAUAGCCAGGUUGUCAAACCUGGUGAUGACAAGUCUUGGAAGUCACAGAUUGUGGUACCACCAAGAGAUCGAAGGAAACGGACUUCUGAUGUCACAGACACGAAAGGCAAUGAAUUUGAAGAUUUCUGUUUGAAACGCGACCUAUUAAUGGGCAUCUUUGAGAAGGGUUGGGAAAGACCGUCUCCCAUCCAGGAGGCUUCCAUUCCUGUAGCGCUUAGUGGGAGAGAUAUCUUGGCACGGGCUAAAAAUGGCACUGGCAAAACCGGAGCAUAUUCUAUUCCACUUUUAGAACAGAUUGAUACCAGUCUAGAUCACAUUCAAGCCAUGGUUAUCGUCCCAACACGGGAGUUGGCUCUGCAGACUAGUCACAUUUGUAAUGAGUUGGCCAAGCAUAUUGGAGUGAAGGUUAUGGUGACAACUGGAGGUACCAAUUUAAAGGAUGAUAUUAUGAGAAUCUAUGAGACUGUACAUGCUGUCAUUGCCACACCUGGAAGAAUCCUGGAUCUUAUGGAGAAAAAAGUAGCUGUAAUGGAUAAAUGCAAGAUGCUGGUGUUAGACGAGGCUGAUAAACUGCUGUCUCAAGAUUUCAAAGGAAUGUUGGAUCGUGUCAUCUCGUACCUGCCUCCUGAAAGACAGAUUCUCUUGUACUCUGCGACAUUUCCCCUCACAGUUGAGCAAUUCAUGCAGAAGCACUUAAGAUCACCAUACGAAAUAAACUUGAUGGAUGAACUAACACUGAAGGGUGUUACGCAAUACUAUGCAUUUGUUAAAGAGCGGCAGAAGGUCCAUUGUUUAAAUACAUUAUUUUCAAAGUUACAAAUCAACCAAAGCAUCAUCUUCUGCAACUCAACUCAGCGUGUUGAAUUAUUGGCUAAAAAAAUCACUGAUCUUGGCUAUUCGUGCUACUAUAUCCAUGCAAAGAUGGCACAGGCUCACCGCAACCGUGUCUUCCACGAUUUCCGUGGUGGUCUCUGCAGGAACUUGGUUUGUUCAGAUUUGUUUACCAGAGGCAUAGACAUCCAAGCUGUUAAUGUGGUAAUUAACUUUGACUUUCCAAAGAUGGCAGAAACUUAUCUGCAUAGAAUCGGCAGAUCGGGACGUUUUGGCCACCUUGGUAUAGCGAUCAAUCUAAUAACUUUUGAUGAUCGCUUCGCACUUCACCGUAUUGAGCAAGAGCUAGGAACAGAAAUUAAACCCAUUCCAAAGGUCAUCGAUCCAGCCCUGUAUGUUGCGGAGUGUCACUUUGAAGAUGACGACGAGGGCAAUAUCAGUAAAUAACUCCCUAACAAAAGAUAGGCUGGAAGGUGUUUAUUCCCAGUUAAAGUGACCCAAGGCCACUUGUGCCAGCCAUUCAUCAGGGAAGGCAAAAUGCCUCGCUUGCUACAUAAUCGCCUUCAUCCAUCUGAAGGAAACUGGGAAGAGUUAAGGUGGGCAUAAAAUGCACAGAAAAUUUAAUAAGUGGGUUUCUGAAUGAGAAAUAUGGAAUGGCUUGUUUACUUAGAUGUAAAGUAUGGUAAAAGAUUGUUGGUGCAGAAUGUGACAUUAUUCUCAGGUGGUGAUUUACAAAUGUACAGUUAUUAAAAGAAGCACAUAGCGAAUUUUUUUUUUGGGGUGGGGGGUAGGGGGGAGUUUUUAAUAAUUUACUGGCAGAUGGUGAUGCUUAGACUGCUUGGGCUAUGUUCUCUGAUGCUCAGCUGGUCCACUGAGUGAGCAGCUGCAAUGGACAGCACUGAAAGUGAAGUGUGAUGUGGUAUGUUUGGUACAAGAGGCCAAUGUUACUACCAAGGAAGUGACAGAAAAUACUUGAUUAGAAUUGUUUUUAAAUGCUGAUGGCAUAAAUAGCAUCCUACACAAACAUUUGUGGCCAGAAGUGUUCAAUAAUUUAAUGCUGAAAACUGUUGGCUAGUGAGCAAAAUGGUCAGUGAAGAUGUGACCCAAAUGCUGGGUCUUGUUCUUGAACAAUAUUAAUUACUAUACUCGCAAGACUUGAGUCACUGACUGGCUUAUACAAGAAACCUGAAAUUGGGUUAUACAAAUGUUAGUCUGUGAUGUAUUUCUAAUGAUGAACAGGACCCUUAUUUUGAAGCAAGACCGGCGAGCAAGCAAGAGGGAAUGUUGCCUCCCUUGUGGAAAGUAUCUGGUGGUCUUGGCUGCUGAAUAUUUAUGUACAGUUAGAACAAGUGCAUUGUUAACUCGGCAGUUUACCAUGGUUCAAUACUUUUUUAAAAAUUGACUUCCUCAUAAAUCAUGUUUCAAAAAGAGGUUAAAAAAAAUAUAACCCCAGUGUCUAAUUAGGGGUUUGCUGAACUGAUGACAAUGCACAUUUGUAGUUUUGUAAAUCUAUUUUUAUACAAGAUGGGGUUGAAGUAGCCAGUGGUAAUGAAAGUUUACUCUUGUUCAUCUUGAGGGUGGGUCCUUGCAAUGUGAAGCUUUUGUUACCAUUGGUUCUUUAUACCCCUCUGUACAGUUUUCUGUGUGAAGGUCUAACUCUGCAGAGUUAAAACUUGCAUAGCAGGAAUGUGAAUAUUUGACCAUCAUUGGUGCAGUGCUGCGAGAUAAGGACUCAAAAAUGAGGCACCAAGAGUAGGGAGAUUUUUUUAUAUUUUUUUGAGAUUUGCCAAGUUAGUGGUGAUGGGUAUGAUGGUCCUUGAGCCCAAUGAUGGAAAUUGUGAAAAUUUAAAUUUAUGGAUUCAAUGACUAAAGCUUCAGCUACUGUCUAGGCUUUUGUGCUGUCCUAGACUUUGCGGAGGUUUAAGACUAUUGACUCUUAAAAUUUAGCCCUUAUAUUGGCUGCAAUAAGAAAUUGUACCUGCAGCUUGUGGUAUUUUGACACACUACUGUAUGGACCCACCCAAACUUCAUCUGACAUUAUGCUCUUCAAAAUUUAAUCCUAGUCUUCUCCUUAUCUUAAUAUAGUCAGAUGAGGUUUAUUCCUCUUCUUGAUUCGAAAAAUGAGCAUUUCAAAAUUUCAUUAUUAUAAUUCUAACUUUUUUGAUUGGCAUAUAUAGCACUUCGUGGCUGGUUGUAAUCCUGUAGCCACUGCUUUUUAAAUACACUUUGACCUUGUUACUGGGCGAGCUUGGCAAACAAUGGUUAACAUUGUACCUUAAUGAUCAAGCAUGUAACAUCUAGCCUGGUAUCUCUUCUCAGAUGCUAUCCCCCCCCAAAAAAAAAUUAGGAUUACAUUCUGCAUGGCUCUUAGUCAUGAGAAAAUGCUGACCAUCUGGCAUUGAGGUAGCUUCAUCCAUCCUAGAAUGUUUUGUUGGUGCUGGCUUGUGUAGCAACGAUGGGUUUGUAAUGAAUACUAGAGAAUAUUGUGGAAUGAAUAAUUUUUUCUUUUGGAGCAAAACAAAAUUUUCUAUGAUGGAAGAUUCAUAUCUGAAAGAAUAAAUUUGCCUUGGUGAUUGGUAUUCUUGUGGAAAUUUUCAGUUUUCCCAUCACAAUGUUUAAAAUUAUCAGAUACACUAAAGUAUUGCCCAUCUAUAUGGGCAUGUACUUGGAUUAAAGAAAAAGUUAAGACUCCAGGGAAUAUUAAACUCCAAGGCACUAAGUUUAUUGGCUGCUCUUCUUAGAUCUGAGUGCAGCACUUGAAUACUUUUUUUUAUUAUUAUUUCAUGAAGAUCAUGAAUUCAGCAUGGAAAAGAUUUAAGAUAUUAAGUGUUCUGUAAUUUUUCAUUAAUAUCAUUCAAGGUUGCUCUUGAACAAGCUUAAAGUACAUCGAAUAAACCUAUUGUACUAGUCAUAUUUGGUAAUAUCGUAAUAGAAAUUUAGUUUUCAGUGGUAUAUAUAUUCAUGCAUUUUGAUCCAUUUGACAUAAUUGCUGAAAUUCCAAGACUCAAAACUGCAAAAAAAUGCCAAGCGUUUUACUGUUGGCGCUAUUAAUGUUGAGCAUGGCGAUGACCCACAAUAUAUCUAUGGGUAACUUCAUAUUGUUUAUGAAUAUAUGAAAAUAGCAAAAUGGUUGAAUACAAAAAAUUGCUCUUUUAAUGUUUGGAUUAUAAUUUUUUUUUGUUUUUGAAGGCAGUGAUGAGAUGCAGGAGCUUAGCUCCCUGGGGAAAGUGGGCGGGGAAAAAAAGACAAAAAAAAUUACAACAAAAAUGAGUAGAGGAAAAUUUGAUUGCAAACCACCUCGGAAAUUUCUUUGUUUCAUAUUUGUAUUCUUAUACAAAGUUGUUAAAAUUAUUCGGUCAAAAGUAAAGAAUCCUCACUCC
Procambarus clarkii (red swamp crayfish) is the source of this 4825-nucleotide messenger RNA. RefSeq names its product ATP-dependent RNA helicase me31b (gene me31B). The record is from RefSeq and is a predicted model, not a curated record. Gene Ontology annotation, molecular function: mRNA binding; RNA helicase activity; ATP binding. Lineage: Eukaryota; Metazoa; Arthropoda; Malacostraca; Decapoda; Cambaridae. Gene Ontology annotation, cellular component: cytoplasmic stress granule; P-body. Gene Ontology annotation, biological process: cytoplasmic stress granule assembly; P-body assembly; negative regulation of translation.